Diorhabda carinulata is the source of this 1549-nucleotide messenger RNA. RefSeq lists its product as uncharacterized. Gene Ontology annotation, cellular component: plasma membrane. Gene Ontology annotation, molecular function: diacylglycerol O-acyltransferase activity; long-chain-alcohol O-fatty-acyltransferase activity. The record is from RefSeq and is a predicted model, not a curated record. NCBI's taxonomy places the organism in Eukaryota, Metazoa, Arthropoda, Insecta, Coleoptera, Chrysomelidae. Gene Ontology annotation, biological process: triglyceride biosynthetic process. The coding region runs from base 41 to 1537 and encodes 498 amino acids. The transcript has 5 exons.
UGUUUGCUUCUUACUUAGGUGCAGACAUUUGAAUCAGAAAAUGUUUUUUUGGUAUUUUCUGAUAUCAUUACCUCUACUACUAAUUUAUUUAAUGUUUCUGAUAUGUUUGGUGAUUUACAAAAGUAUAAUAAUUGCAAUAUUGAAAAUGAGGUAUGGUACAAACCUAAUUACUGUUGACAGCAUCGACUCUUUCUUUACACUGGGCAUGUUUCAAGAUAAUUUCUCUUAUAUUUUAACUACCAUGAGAACUGAUGUGAAGGAAGAAAAUUUGAUGGAAAAAUUAAUUGAAGCUUUGGAUGGAACAUUUAUAAAAAAUGCUGAUCAACUCAAAAAACUUCAUGGUUCAUUAAAAAACUUUAUGGGUUUUCCAUUUUUGUUGAAAAAAAAAUUGGAAGCCGCUGAUUUUGUGACUCUUAUAGAUGUAGAUAGAGAUGGUUAUGAAUCUUUGAACCAUUUAAUACAUGAAUAUUGCACGAGUUCACUACAUACAAAUAAGAAAUUACUCAUUGAUUCAACCAUUCUGAAAUGUAGUAAUGAAUGGAAAAUUAAAAAUAACUUUAAAAUAGAUCAAAUACCUUUGCUAUUUAAAGUUCAUCACGUUGUGGGAGAUGGUUUAUCAAUAAUGAAUUUAAUAGUCCAAUCAUUCGGAGAUGAUAAAUUCGUUAUAGAUAAGAUCAUUGAAGAAUUUAAUAAUAGGCAAAAGCCAGCAAAUGCCUGGAAAAGAUUAUUAGAAGAUAUUGUGUCAUUUUUCCUUCUACCGGGCUUCAUGGUUUGUGAAAUAAUUAAAAGGAGUUUGAACAGUAAGGUUUUCAUUGGUGGUGUGGGUUCUGGUGAACAAUAUUUCGCUAAGACAGUUGGGGAUGAUAACAUGUCGGUACAGAAAAUUAAAGGUUUGAAAAAUAAAAUUGGAGACUGCAGAUUUACAGAAAUUUUAAUUACAGCGAUUUCAGCUAGUUUAUGUGAUUAUUUUAGAAAAAAAGGUGUUGAAAUCCCCAAAACAGUAGCAGCAUUCAUAAUCGUAGUCCUAGAAAUGCAGAGCUUAAUUAAAAACGGCGUGCCGAAUCUGACAAAUCAAUUCAAGCUUCUACCGGUUGAAAUUCCUAUCGAGAUCGGAAGUGACUCGAUGUUAAAGAGAUUAAACGAUACUAAAAAAUAUACAAGAUCUCCCGAUUUACCUGUUAUGUGUAUGAUGCAACGUUUAUUUAUCAACCACAUAUUCGGACUGUUCCCCAGACCCAUUAAGAAAAUAUUUUAUAGAGCAAACUACACGAGUCUGUCACUGAGUAAUAUACCGGGGAUACACAGAAUAACUUUCUUAAAUGGAGUAGAAUUAGAUGAAGUUCAUUUCUUUAUAAUUAAUAGGAAAGAACUUGGUGGCAUAGGAUUCAGUAUAAUAACUUACGCUGAUAAAUUACAUCUUGCAUUUAAAGCUCAAGAUAAUAUGAUUUCUUCUCAAGAAGACUGCCAAAAAAUUGUCGACAAUGUUUUCAAUUAUAUAAAUCAACUGAGUUUAGAAAUAUGUAAUAAAGAUAUAUAAAUAUAUUCUAAA